This is a messenger RNA of Sphaerodactylus townsendi, 2431 nucleotides long. It is a transcript of the gene PGRMC2, whose product is annotated as progesterone receptor membrane component 2. The transcript has 3 exons. The record is from RefSeq and is a predicted model, not a curated record. Lineage: Eukaryota; Metazoa; Chordata; Lepidosauria; Squamata; Sphaerodactylidae. Gene Ontology annotation, cellular component: membrane; endomembrane system. The coding region runs from base 43 to 657 and encodes 204 amino acids.
GGGCGGAGCGGUUCGUUUCAGGCAGGCGCUGGCUGGGCAGUGAUGGCGGACGAUGGGGAUGGGAGGCUAAGGACUGAGCAAGGAGGCGGCGGCGGCGCCAGUCCGGAGGAGACGGAGGCCGCCGCGGCCGGCAGUUGGCUGGGGGGCAGCCUGCUGUUAAACCUGACGCUGUUGGCGCUGAUGGUGUUGGCGGCCUAUCAACUCUACAGGCGCUGGGGCAAGCGGAGUGGAGCGGGGGGCGCGGCGCAGCAGAGCCAGGCCUCUGCCUUGCCCCGUAUGAAGCGGGGGGACUUCACGCUGGAGCAGCUGCGCGAGUACGACGGCGCGCGCACGCCGCGCAUCCUCCUGGCCGUCAACGGCAAAGUCUUCGACGUGACCAAAGGCAGCAAGUUCUACGGGCCCGAGGGUCCUUAUGGAAUAUUUGCUGGCAGAGAUGCCUCAAGGGGCCUAGCAACUUUCCGUCUAGAUAAAGAUGCACUCAGAGACGAAUAUGACGACCUAUCUGAUUUAAAUGCUGUACAGAUGGAGAGUGUGAGAGAGUGGGAAAUGCAAUUCAAAGAAAAAUAUGACUAUGUUGGUAGACUCCUAAAACCAGGAGAAGAACCAUCAGAAUAUACGGAUGAAGAAGAUACCAAGGAUCACACUAAACAGGAUUAAACUUUGUAAAUCACCAAAGUCACGGGCCUUCAGAACUGCGAUUUUAUCUCCCAUCACAGAAUGUCCCAUCUUCAGGCACAGUUCAUCUGCUGCACAGAACAACUCAACAGGUUUUGCACAAGAACAUCAUCAUCCUCUCUCAAUGAAGAUUUGAUUAGGCAUUCUUUGUGCUGCCCAACCCUUUUUGUUGCUGUUUAACUAAUCUGGAAAGGCUUCAUUAAUGAAGAGGGGCCAGGGAUUUAAAUGGAAACACUGCUCCUUUUAGCCUGUUGAAGCCUUAGAACAGUUCAUUAUUUACAAACAUCUAUGUUUCAUGUCAUUUCUACUCCUUCGGCACUAGAAUGGAAAGCCUCACUGUUUCAAGGAAUUCUAGUAAAUUUGGCAUCUGAAGCACUACAAAAAAUGGGAAUAUUCAAACUAGUUUGUGGGGCAUUGGUUUCUGUGCCUGAAAACUAUUUAGGAGCUCCACAGAUUACAGGGUUCAAUAUAUUCCCCUGAAAGAGAGAAAAAGUUAACUUCUCUGAAGAAGUGAUCAUUUGAAGCUUGUCUUCUAUGCUUUUCCUUUCCCCUCAAUCAAAUCAGAAUUAUUGUGCCUUAUUUCACUUAAGACUUGAAUUGUUUUAAGGGAAAGCCCCAGAUGUGACAUGAGUCACUAAAAGCAGCAUUGAGGACUGAAGUUAAAACGGUUGGUUGGUUGACUGAAAAACAUUGUCAUUCUGUAUAUAAAAUGUAAAGAAAUACUCAGUAUGACUGCCAUAUAUAUAUAUAUGUUAAUAUAAUUAGCGUUAUAAUAGCCAAAUGCAUUUUCCCAUUUGCUUUUUAAAUAAACCCACCCUUUUCUUUCUCCAGGGAGCUCCUUAAAUUUGGAGCCUUCACCCAUAUCUUAGAAGUGAGAUGUGUGCAUGGGUUUUGGGUAUGUUUAUGGAUGCUUGAGUGCAAGAAUUGGAAAGGAUGGUUCCUGCAGAUAUUGUAAAUAUGAAUACCAUUUUAAUAAAGCAUGUAAAAUACCAAAUGUGCUGUCAGACUUUAUGUAGAAGUCGUUAAGCUCUCAUAGUGGUAGCCAGGUCUCUUAAGUAUAUGGAAAAAAGGAAGAAAUCUUGAAUAUAAAAUAUUUUUCACUGUUGUUAAAUAAAGCUUUACCCAGUUUUUUCUUCAGUUCUCACAUUUAAUCUUUACUAGAAUGUAUCUGAAUAAGUUUGGAAGAAUUGUUGAGAGCAAAACCAGCUCCAAGUAGGAAUGCGGCAAAAGGGUUACGCAUAUAACCCCUGAACACAUCUUCAAAUUCUUUGGUUUCAGUUUUUGCUGAAUAAUAUCACUGUUUUCUUAGCAUAUUAACCACACAGCUAUUUAGUGAAUAUAGCAAGUACACAAGCUAAUUCACAAAUGCUCCUCUGAUAAACCAAUUUGCAGAACUGCAGUCUAGCAUCAAUAGUGAAAACUAUGAACCAAGACUUCACUAAGCAUGAACAAAAACCAUGUCUAGCAGUGGCCUAGAUAAUAUUUAAAUGACCAAACACAUCUGGCCCAUGCUCAGCUUGGUUUGUGACUAGAGACUACUUGUAUGAUGUGUGUAGAAAGAUUUUCUGUAUCUGCUUCCCCAAAUGUUAAUAUGUGCACACUUGUCCUUUAUAGUAAUUUGAACGUAUCCACUUCCCAUUCAUGAGCCAGUUACAAUUUUUCUCCAGAAAUUCAUAAUUGAAAUUAUGCAGUCUGUUUUGAGAAAUGAACAACUUGUGUUCUGACUUUUGAAAUAAAGUGUUAUGUAGAUAUUAAA